CUGGACACGGCCGUGCAGCGGUGGGGAGGAGCCCGCGUCUCGCCGGGCUGGCCUCAAGCACCACCGCGUGUGACUCUUGGCCUCGCCUGCCGCCAGCUGGCGCUCGAUCCCCUGCUCGAACCAUUCCGCUUCUCACGUUCCCUCGUCACCUCUCGGCGACGAUUCCUUGACCGCUGGCCUCGGCCAGCGCGCACGAUGGCCGUGCCCUGGCAGGGCGUUGCAUCGCACGGCGCAGCGGCGCCCCCGCGCGCCGGGGCGUCGAGCGUGGCCCAGCACCUCAUGCGCAGCCUGUUCCACGCCAUGCCCCAGGCCGAGGAGCAGCAGCUCUUCCGCGACUGCGAGCGCGAGCUCGUGGCGGCGCUCGGCUCCCUGGGGCCGGACUGGCGCCUGGCCCCCUUCGGCAGCGCGAAGAACCUGCUCAUGACGCGGGGCUCGGACCUGGACAUCACGGCGUACAGGGCGGACCUCCUGGGCGGGGGCGGCGCUGCCCUGGCCGCCCCGGACCUGGAGGAGCGGCUGCUGCCCCUGCUCCGCAGCAGCGGCAGGCUCGAGAUCCAGGGCAACGUCAUGAGGGCGCGCAUCCCCGUGCUGAAGAUGCGCUUCGACGGGAUCCUGGACGUGGACCUCUCCUGCCACAACGUCGAGGCGCUGCGCAACACGCAGCUCCUGAGGGCGUACGCGGAGCUGGACCCCGUGGUGCGCAAUCUGGUCGUGCUCGUGAAGCUGUGGGCGAAGGCCGAAGGCGUCUGCGGCGCCCCCAGCGGGCACCUGACUUCGUACGCGCUGACCCUGAUGGUCGUCUACUUCCUGCAGGUGCACCCGCGGAUGUGCAUGCCCUGCCUGCCCACCCACCUCUUCACCGGCUUCGGCUGCAAGCCCCCCGAGGUCCAGCAGACGCGGUGGGCUUGCACCGUGCCGAUCCAGGAGGCGCUGCUGUGCUUCUUCCACUUCUACUCCUCCGAGUUCCAGUGGGGCCAAGAGGUGGUCGCUGCGCGCCUCGGCUGGCGCUCCACGGCCGACGACCCCGAGCACUGCCGGCUGCCUGCAGCGCACCUGCUCCGGUUACACGUAGAGGACCCCUUCCUCCUCAACAGGAACCUGAACUGCGUGCUUGGUGCCGAGCAAGAGAAGAAGCUCUACGUCGCUCUCUCGCGGGCAACCGCAGACAUGUAUCGUGGGUUCGCGCCGGUGGGGCUCCGCGGCGAACAGCCAGUCGACGCGCCUCUGCGCCCGUUCCCGCGCGCAGAAGAGCCUAAGGACACUGCCCACGACACCAGGGGCGAUUCUGCCGAGAGCACAGCCGCAGGCCCGUACAGCGAGUACAGCACAGAGAACGGCAGCGAUAAGGACUUGGACCGCGGCGUGCCCGCCAGUCCCUGCGCUCCCGCUGGCCCGGGCUGGGGUUGUGGGGUGAGCUCCGCCCUGGCGCCUGCCGCAGAAAGUUUGGACCGCUCGGCGCCUGCCGGCCCCUGCACUCAACCCCGCCCGGGCAGGGGCCGCCGUACGGGGUGCGCCUUGGCGCCCUCGGCUGAGGACUGGGCUGUGGCCUCCGCUCCUGCUCGCCAGGGCUGCGGCGGCUGCCAGGCGCCUGCCGCGGCCGAGGCCUGGGGCCACGGGCCGCCCGCGCCUGCCGCUCCCGUGCCCGCUCGCUCAGGCUGGGAUGGCCGUGCGGCGCCCGCGACUGGGCUGUGGGAUCAGGAUCCGCCCGCGGCUGCCGCCCCCGCCCCCGCCUGCCCGGGCCGUGCGGCACCGGGCAUCGGGCCCUACCAGGGGCCGUCCACGGCUGCUGCCACGGCCUCUGACCGCCUAGGCCAGGAUGGGCGUCCGGUGGCCGCCGUGGGGCCCCGCGGCCGAAGGCCCUCGGCGCCUGCCAGCCCUGCCCCCACACGCCCGGGCUGGGAUUCCCGCGCGGCACUCCCGAUUGGGCAGCGGGACCAGUGGCCCCCAGCGCCUGCAGGCGCGGCUCCCGCCCGCCAGGGCUGCGGCGCGGGUUCCGGGAAACCGUACACUGGCGUUUCAUGGGCGCCAGAGCCGCCGCUGCGGGACCCCCAAACUCGGUGCCAUUUGCAGCAGGCACCCCAUGCAACGCAGUCACAUGCAACCUCUGACCAACCCUGGCGCAGGCCCAUUUCAGCAGCAGGCACGGGUGCAGGCCCGCCUCAGCCACAGGCACCGCAGCCGCGGCCGCGUGCUGCGCAGCCGCGAGCCCCGCCGCCGUUGGCCCAGUCGCAGCAAGCCCCGCAGCCGCACGAGUUGCCCCCCACAACCUUGGGAUUCCUGCGGCUCUGAGGUGCCGCGCUGGAUGCUUCGCGCGGGCUUCUGUUUAAUCGCUCUGCCGCCUGGCGGUCGCAGUCGGCUGGUUCCCGCUGCCUGCGUCAUUCGGAGCCCCAUGAGAUUCUCAGCCGCCCUUGGUCCCUUGAGUCAGGGGAGAAACACAGACCACCGCCACCGACCCCCCCCCACUCUGUGGCGGCGGUCUCUGUUUUUUCUCGGAUGGAGGGAAAGGGCAUGCCUUGCCGAAGAAGGUGGCCGAAUGGGGUGGAGUGACCACUGCGAGGAGCUGCGUGAUCGAGCUUGCGCUCGCUGCUCGAUGGGGGCGUCAUGUGCCCAUAAGCUGGGUUAGGAUCUGUGCCCGAGGCUCGGUG
Molecule: messenger RNA, 2645 nt
Organism: Prorocentrum cordatum
Lineage: Eukaryota; Dinophyceae; Prorocentrales; Prorocentraceae
Source: the annotation of a GenBank genome assembly